Syzygium oleosum is the source of this 1020-nucleotide messenger RNA. RefSeq names its product leucine-rich repeat extensin-like protein 1. The coding region runs from base 1 to 1020 and encodes 339 amino acids. Gene Ontology annotation, biological process: defense response. NCBI's taxonomy places the organism in Eukaryota, Viridiplantae, Streptophyta, Magnoliopsida, Myrtales, Myrtaceae. The record is from RefSeq and is a predicted model, not a curated record. The transcript has a single exon.
AUGGCCUCCUCUCGCAUCCCGCCGGCGAAGCCCCUCGAGCUCGACCUCACCGUCGUCAACGCCAAGCACCUCAAGAACGUCAACUGGAAGAACGGCGGCCUCAAGCCCUACGCCAUCUUCUGGGUCGAUCCCGACCGCCGCCUCGCCACCAAGUCCGACGACUCCGGCUCGACCCGGCCUGUCUGGAACGAGCAGUUCACCGUCCCCCUCCCCUUCCCGCUCCCCGAUUCCGCCCUCACCCUCGAGGUCUUCCACUCCAAGCCGUCCGAGACCCCCAAGCCCCUCGUCGGCUCCCUCCUGAUCCACCUCAAGGACCUGCCCGACCCGCACGACCGGGACCAGAUCCGCACGUACGAGCUCGUCCGGCCGUCCGGUCGGCCCCACGGCAAGAUCCGGAUCAAGCUGGCCGUCCGCGAGCGCCCCGUGCCGCCCCCGCCGGAGUACCUCGUCCCGCCUUCCGGGUAUUAUUACGGGGCCGCCGCCGCUCCUCCGCCGCCGGCUUCGCGCUCGGCGUAUCUCCCCCCACCGCCGGCCCCGCUCGUGGUGGCGCAGGCCGUGACGAUGCCCCCGCCGCCGCCCGCUACCGUCCGCGAGUACAGGCCGUAUUCUGUUCCGACCUACGCAGCGGCCCCUCCGCUGCCGCCGCCACCACCGGGCCCGGCUCAGCCGCCGCCUGCUUAUUCGUACGCGUACUCGGAUGCCUAUCCUGGAUACUAUCCGGGGUACUACUCGUCUGCGCCUCCGCCCCCUCCACCGCGGCCAUUUUAUGAUCGGGGUUCGGGUUAUGGCGGGCCUAGCGGUGGCCCGUCCGCACCUGUCGAUUACACAAUGGCAUACGAGAAGCAGAGAAGUGGGAAGAUGGGGCUAGGGGCAGGAUUGGCUGUGGGAGCGGUUGCUGGAGCGCUGGGUGGGCUAGCAUUGGAAGAGGGAUUGAACUAUGAGGAAGAGAAGAUCGCCGAGAGGGUUGAGAGCGACUUGGCUGGAAGGGAUGAUUAUAGCGAGUAUCGCCCUGAUUACUGA